Molecule: messenger RNA, 1160 nt
Organism: Exaiptasia diaphana
Lineage: Eukaryota; Metazoa; Cnidaria; Anthozoa; Actiniaria; Aiptasiidae
Product: histone deacetylase 8
Exons: 10
Coding region: 2-1141 (379 amino acids)
Molecular function (GO): histone deacetylase activity
Source: RefSeq, a predicted model, not a curated record
UAUGGCGUCUUCAGACGAGGAGGAAGGAGUGCUUUCAACAAAGCUACAUAAAGUAGCCUUUAUCCACUCUGAAGACUACGUGAACAUAUGUGAUCGACUACCUAAAGUUCGAGGAAGGGCUGGUCUUACCACUUCGUUGAUAGAAUCGUAUGGACUUCUGAAAGACAGAAACCUCAGUAUUAUAAAACCAUCAAGAGCAACAGACUAUGAUUUAUUAGCCUUCCACUCACAAGAAUACAUUGAUUGCCUAAAGAAAUCUACUGAGAUUGAAGAUGAUGAGGAAACAAGCCAGUUUGGCUUAGGUUAUGACUGUCCGAUGUUUGAAGACAUCUAUGACUGUGUGUCUGCCAUUGCCGGUGGUACAAUUGCAGCUGCUGAAGUAYURAAAAAUGGYCAGGCAUCAGUAGCUAUCAAYUGGCARGGGGGCUGGCAUCAUGCACAGAGGGAUGAAGCAGCUGGUUUUUGCUAUGUCAAUGACAUUGUACUUGGUAUUCUCAAACUAAGAGAGAAAUAUAACAGAGUUCUGUAUGUAGACCUUGAUUUACAUCAUGGAGAUGGAGUAGAGGAUGCAUUCUCUUUUACAUCCAAAGUCAUGACAGUUUCCUUCCAUAAGUACUGCUCUGGCUUCUUUCCAGGAAGUGGUUCUUGUCUUCAUGUUGGGAGAGGAAAAGGUCGWUACUAUUCUCUCAAUGUAACCUACAAUGAUGGGAUCACAGACAGGCCUUUUGUAGAGGUCUUUAAUAGGGUAAUGAGUAAAGUSAGGGCCAAGUACAAACCAGAUGCCAUUGUAUGUCAGUGUGGUGUAGAUACAUUAGCUGGUGAUCCUAUGGCUUCAUUUAACCUUACACAAUUCGGUGUUGGUCAUUGUGUCAAGAACCUUUUAUCRUGGAACCUUCCUACAAUGAUUCUUGGAGGAGGUGGUUAUAACCUGGUCAAUACWGCKCGUUGUUGGACAUACCUUACUGGACUUAUCUUAGGCAAGGCAUUACCCAACGAUAUACCAGAACAUGAGAAUUUUCUGUCUUAUGGUCCAAGCUAUCAGCUUGCUGUUAUAUCAGGACCUCAACCUGACCUGAACACCCGGGACGACCUACAAAACCAGCUCAAGAAAGCCUUAGGUAACAUCAAGAAUAUAUUAUAGCAAUAAACAUCAAAAAUGU